UUCAAUAACACGACAUAACAGUACACCGUUGCCUACCGCGCUGGAUACAUCUCCGUUUCUGAUCUUCAAGUUUAAUUAUACAUGGAUUAAAAUGCGACAUGCAAUAUUGUUAUUGAUCUGUGCGGCGCCUGCUGUGUUGCCAAAACGCACCGUAAAAAUACCUCUGUGGAAACGACAGGCCUGCGAGCCACCAGCUGCUCUGAGCGAGCACAGUCAUUACAUAUGCAACGACAAAGGCGAACCCAAGUGCAUGCCGGGAUGGCAGGGGGACCUCUGCGAUGUGCCCAUAUGCAGGAAGGGAUGCGAUCCUAUUAGAGGAUUUUGCAAGAAACCAGGGGAGUGUACGUGCAAGUUCGGAUACUACGGAGACAGAUGCGAGAAGUGUAUCCCGCUGCUGGGCUGCGUCCACGGCCGCUGCAACGAACCGUUUCAAUGUAUCUGUAACGACGGCUGGGACGGACUAUUUUGUACCGAACCUACAUGCAGCACGGAAUGUCACAAGAUCCGCGGCUUCUGCGAGUCCCCGGGCGAGUGUCGCUGCCGGUUCGGUUGGUCCGGGCCGACAUGUCACGCCUGUCAAACUUUACCCGGAUGCCAGCACGGUUAUUGUGAGAAGCCAUUAGAGUGCAGAUGUCUGCCCGGCUACACGGGAAUGCUGUGUCAGACGCCAAUUUGUGCAGCGAACUGUCACAGCGAGAGGGGCUUCUGUCGGCGUCCCGGGGAAUGCCGCUGCAAGGUCGGCUGGACCGGGCCCACGUGCGCGCAGUGCCACAGGUACCCUGGCUGCAAGCACGGAACUUGCAGGAAGCCUUGGGAGUGUAUCUGCAAAAAGGGCUGGGGAGGAAUGCUGUGUGACGAAGAACUAAAUUACUGUGAAGACCAUCCUGAUACAUGCAAAAACGGUGGACAAUGUCAAUCGUUGGAAGCACAGGACGGACACUAUAGAUGCCAGUGUCCUUCCGGAGUCACCGGCAAGCAUUGUGACGUCAUACCAGCUAAUAUGACCACGACCGAGGCUAGCACCGUCCAAGAAUUCACCGUGGAAGUGAUCACAGACGAUGGGUCCGCAGAGAAUACUUCCGACAAGACUACAACAGUCGCUGAACCCAAUAUCGACGAGAACGAGACUGAAUAAAUAUAUAACAGCCUUAUCUUAAUCUUAAUAUUUAGAUUUAUGUAUUUAAAUUAUUUAUCUCACAUCAUUUCUCUCACAUCUCACAGCAUCAUUCACAUCACAUCAAUCACAUUAAACUUUUUGAUUUACCGUUAAUCCAUUGCAGCUGUUUUUAUGUAUUCACGAAUGAUGCACGAUUUCAUUAGUUCGCUUACGAUCAUGAUGGAUUUAUCGAUGAGCGUAACUAAUCUCUGCACUCUGCUGAUUAUAUGCUCAUAUAAUGUAAUGGGGUUACAAGCAUUGUACAUUUUUAUAAAUAAACAUGUGUGCAAUUCACACGUGGUAGAAGUGAAACCUUCCAAAAUUAAAAUACAAUUAUCCUAAACGUCUUAAGUAUAUGUAAAAUUUUGUCAUUAGUAAAUAAUUGUAAGGUAGCGCCCUCUGUGAAUUGAUAUUUUAAUUUCACGUAUAAUCCUAAAUUAAAAUUCACUACAAGAGCUUUCAUACACACGUUAGUAUUAAAAAAUCUCACAGAUGGCGCUGUAUUAAAUAGUAUGUAUAUUUCUGUCUCAUUCUUUGCUGGCUUCAUCCUACACAUUUUUGUAUUUGUGUCUCUUACCUGUCGUUUUUUCCGUUGCAUCCGGUUUGAAAUCACAACGAUUCUAAAGAAGUUUUCACUUCAAAAAUUGCCUCAUUUGCAAGUAUCAAUGUUAAAUUGAAUUCCUAUGUAAUCGAAUUCACCAUGUUAUCAUUUCUCGAUUUCAUACGUAUUUUAUUCAUAGUACUAAAUGUAUUUUCAUCUGAUCAUUUCACAUUUUGAUUCAGUUAAAUAUUUGUUCAUUCAACAACCAUUUCAUUUUCUCGAGAUUUUAAAACGCCGUCUAUAAAUUGACCGAUUAGAUAAUUAGAAAUGUUGAAGGACUGCAAAGAAAACAAGAAACAAUCUGUUAGAAGUUUUAAAACACUCAUUUACUUUUACAUCUAGCUUUUUUGCGGGGGGGGGGGGGGGGGCAAUGACCCCACGCGGACGGUAUACAGUCUGGCUGACGUAUGACCGCUAAUUAUUCAUUAUUUUGAUAUUGUAAACUUAUUGCAGUUUUAAAUGUUAUAUAAUUCUCAUCAACAUUUUUUGGUCUUUUCAAAACUUAAUUUUCCUUACAUAGUUAAUAUAAUUCAUACUUUUUUUUAUUUUAAUUAUUUAUUCACAGAUUUCAACAAUCAUUGCUUUUAAUCCAACAACUUUAUAUUCUAUUCAUUAAAACAAAAAUCAUUUUCAUUGAAAAUUCAAAGUUAAUGACCCAUUUUUCAUAAACGGUGGAUUCACUAUAUUUUCAGUCUUAUUCACUAUCAUAACUGUUACAUAUAAGUAAAAAUGUCAUUAAAUGAAAUGCUAAAAAGGCUUAAAUCAUUCUCAUAUACUGAAAAGUUCAUAUUUUACCGCAUCACGUUUAUAAUUCAUUUCAUUAAUCAUUAUCACUUAUUACUGAUAUUAUCAUUGCUAAUAGCAAUGAAUUUCGAAGCAGGAAUUUUUUUAUCGGCCGUCACACGUAUUUUCAUCAUAUUGCCUAUUUAUUUUAUUCAAACUCUUUAAUAUCAUGUUAAUUCACUUAUCUUCUCAUAAUAGUUCUGCAUAAUUUAUAGUUUUAAAUAAUCCAUGUAUUUAUUACAUUUCAAGUAUUACUAAUAUAAAAAUCAUAUGAUGGGUUCCGUAUCAAAAAUUCAUUAUUCUUAAUCAUCAAAUCAUUUAUUUAUAUUAUUAUAAGAUUGUUGAUUAUUUUUGGUUCAUAACAAUGUAUAUCUAACGUAGUUUUUAAUUAGACAAAGUUAACUUUACACACAAUUGCCUUUGACCAUUCCCAAUACAUUAGUAUAAUAUUCCACAGUGUACGUCAACACAAUUCAUUAAUUUAUCACGUCAUAUCUAUCUGUAUUGAUCUUAAAAGUUUAAAUGCGUAAAUAGUUGAGGAAAUUGUUUCAUAAGUCAUUCAUCAUUUCUUUUUGUAUAUUGUAUAAUUUACAAUAGUUUUCUAAAAUCAUUUCAUUCAUUGUGUAUAAGUUGCUUAAUGUAGGAAUCAUUAUCAUAUCAGUAACAAUUCAUUUCGUUAGGUCUAGAAAAUGUUCAUUGCAUUCACAUUUUUAUUUACACUUUCAAUCAAUAUUUUCAUUUAUAUAUCAGUAUCAUUCGUCAUUGCAAAUACAGGUUUUGUCAUUUCGUUCGAAUGUUCUCGUUUCCAUAGAAAUACGGUACUAAAAUUAUAAAGAUUUUUGUUCUAAUAUAAUUAUUUUAUUGAUUCAUUUCAUUUACUUGUUACAGCAAUCACCGUCACAUCAUCAACAUCACAUUAUAAAACUAUUCAUUUCAAAUUUUAUCAUCUCCAUCCAAACUUACUCAUACCAAUAAUUUUCAUACGCUUAACAAAUACAGCAUCUGCCCCAUUACUCUCACCUUACUUCAUUGAUAGAGAUCUUGUAACAUUUAACUUUAAUAUUUAUUUCAUUAUUGUAAUUAGUUUUAUAUCACACACAUGAUUAGACUGAGAGUGUUUAUUCAAAUUGAAUUUAUUAAAAGUAUGAAUGUAAAUUAUUAAGUAUGUUUAGCUGUACGUAUGUAUUAAUCAUUAUUAUUCAGGUAAGACUACCAACAAGUGUUGAAAACUAUGUAAAAACUUUUUCACUCUAACCUUUAAAUAUCUCAUUUGUUAAGUUGUGAAUGUAUAAAGUUCAUUAUUGAUGUGUAAGUAAAUAAAUAUAUGUAAAAUGUGA
This is a messenger RNA of Bombyx mori (domestic silkworm), 3877 nucleotides long. Its product is annotated as delta-like protein 1. The transcript has 6 exons. Gene Ontology annotation, cellular component: extracellular region; cell surface; membrane. Lineage: Eukaryota; Metazoa; Arthropoda; Insecta; Lepidoptera; Bombycidae. Gene Ontology annotation, biological process: anatomical structure development; cell communication. Bases 92 to 1135 code for a protein of 347 amino acids. Gene Ontology annotation, molecular function: signaling receptor binding. The record is from RefSeq and is a predicted model, not a curated record.